Molecule: messenger RNA, 1452 nt
Organism: Lathyrus sativus (Indian pea)
Lineage: Eukaryota; Viridiplantae; Streptophyta; Magnoliopsida; Fabales; Fabaceae
Source: the annotation of a GenBank genome assembly
AUGGCCCGCUUUCAAUUACCCAUCCUCCUCCUCCUCAUCGCCACCGUCCCCCUCAUCUCCGCCCUCCACGACCUCACCGGAGAUUUUCUCCGAUUACCCUCCCAAACUUCCACAUUCCUCAACGAUAACAACGAAGGCACCCGAUGGGCCAUCCUAAUCGCUGGCUCCAAUGGCUACUGGAAUUACAGACAUCAGUCUGAUGUAUGUCACGCAUAUCAAGUGUUGAGGAAAGGUGGUUUAAAAGAGGAGAAUAUUAUUGUUUUUAUGUAUGAUGAUGUUGCUUACGACGAAGAGAAUCCACAUCCUGGAGUCAUCAUUAACAGUCCAAAUGGAGAGAAUGUUUACAAGGGAGUCCCUAAGGAUUAUACGGGUGAAGAUGUUACUGUGGGCAACUUCUUUGCUGCUUUACUUGGAAAUAAGUCGGCUCUUAGUGGCGGCAGUGGGAAGGUUGUGGAUAGUGGUCCCAAUGAUCAUAUAUUUGUUUACUAUAGUGAUCAUGGGGGUCCUGGAGUGCUUGGGAUGCCCACUAGUCCGUACAUGUUCGCAUCCGAUUUAGUUGAAGUCUUGAAGAUGAAACAUGCUGCUGGAACUUAUAAAAGCCUUGUAUUUUAUCUAGAGGCAUGCGAAUCUGGGAGUAUCUUCGAAGGUCUUCUUCCUGAAGGUCUAAAUAUCUAUGCAACUACUGCCUCAAACGCAGAAGAAAGCAGUUGGGGAACAUAUUGUCCCGGGGAGGAUCCUAGUCCUCCCCCGGAAUAUGAAACCUGCUUGGGUGACCUAUAUAGUGUUGCUUGGAUGGAAGACAGUGACAAACACAAUUUGCAAACAGAAACUUUGCACCAGCAAUAUGAAUUGGUAAAAGAAAGGACGUCAAACGGGAAUUCAGAUUUUGGUUCCCAUGUGAUGCAAUACGGUGACAUUGAGCUUAGCAGGGAUAGUCUAUUCCUAUAUCUGGGAUCAAAUCCUUCAAAUGAAAAUUUUACUUUUGUGGGUAGAAACUCACUAGUGCCACCUUCCAAAGCGACCAACCAGCGUGAUGCAGAUCUAAUCCAUUUCUGGGAUAAGUUCCGCAAAGCUCCUCAAGGUUCUCCUAGGAAAAUUGCAGCUCAGAAGCAAGUUCUGGAAGCAAUGUCUCACAGAUUGCAUAUAGAUGACAGCAUGAAACUUAUUGGAAAACUUCUAUUUGGCAUGAAAAAGGGUCCAGAGGUGCUCACCAGUGUUAGACCAGCUGGGCAGCCUCUUGUUGAUGACUGGGACUGCCUCAAAACACUGGUUAGGACCUUUGAGACAUAUUGCGGAUCUCUAUCACAGUAUGGGAUGAAACACAUGAGGUCCUUUGCGAACUUCUGCAACGCAGGAAUACACAGAGAGCAUAUGGCUGAGGCCUCUGCACAAGCAUGCACCAAUAUUCCAGCCAAUCCAUGGAGCUCUCUGCACAGUGGUUUCAGCGCAUAA